Messenger RNA from Charadrius vociferus (killdeer), 942 nucleotides. Its product is annotated as LIX1-like protein. The record is from RefSeq and is a predicted model, not a curated record. The transcript is spliced from 7 exons. Gene Ontology annotation, cellular component: cytoplasm. Gene Ontology annotation, biological process: autophagosome maturation. Lineage: Eukaryota; Metazoa; Chordata; Aves; Charadriiformes; Charadriidae. Bases 1 to 942 code for a protein of 313 amino acids.
AUGGCGCCGGUGAUGGCCGUGCGUGGGGGAGAUGUGCUCUCCUUCAGUUUCUUGUGUGGUCGCUGCUGCGAAGUCUCAGUCGCCCCGUGUCGAACGGUCCCUGAAGCCGUCAUUGAAUCGGGCAUUGUCUCCCCAAAUCCGCUGGGGAUUAUGUGCGUGACUGACACCGUCCCUGGGAAGGGAAUCCGCCUGGAUGGAUGGGAAUUCUGUCUGGGAGUUGUGAACGUCGUGGAGGCCCUCCAGGAGUUCUGGCAGAUGAAGCAGUCACGUGGAGCCGAUCUGAAAAACGGAGCCCUCGUGGUGUACGAGAUGGUCCCCUCCAACAGUCCCCCUUACGUCUGCUACGUCACCUUGCCGGGAGGGAGCUGCUUUGGCAGUUUCCAGUUCUGUCCAACCAAGGCCGAAGCCCGAAGGAGUGCUGCGAAGAUCGCGCUCAUGAACUCGGUCUUUAACGAGCAUCCCUCCCGGAGGAUCACGGAUGAGUUUAUUGAGAAGAGCGUUUCGGAGGCCCUGGCAUCUUUCAACGGCAAUCGAGAGGAAGCUGAUAAUCCCAACACCGGGAUCGGUGCUUUCCGCUUCAUGCUGGAAUCCAACAAGGGAAAAUCAAUGCUGGAGUUCCAGGAGCUGAUGACCGUCUUCCAACUCUUGCAUUGGAACGGCAGCCUGAAAGCCAUGCGGGAGAGGCAGUGCUCGAGGCAGGAGGUCCUGGCUCACUACUCCCACCGCGCGCUGGACGAUGACAUAAGGAACCAGAUGGCCAUGGACUGGGUGAACAGGGAGCAGAAUAGCCCGGGGGCCCUUUCCAGAGAGCUGGCUUCGACGGAGAGGGAGCUGGACGAAGCCCGCCUGGCUGGGAAGGAGCUGCGUUUCCACAAGGAGAAGAAAGACAUCCUGAUGCUGGCGGCCGGCCAGCUGGGGAGCAUGCACUCCUCCAACUGCUAA